AUGCCAGUAGCCCUCCCCGCGUUUGCACACAAAACCCCCGAUUUCCGCAGUGAUCUGACACAGAUCUCGACGCAGCGAGAUAACGCCGCUUCGGCGACGGGAUCCGAGAACGACGAUGAUGAAUGGAGCCAGCGAAAUCAGGUCAACCGAAGCGACGAGAGGCCUUUUUUGUCGCGGCGAAGACCAUUUUUCGAUCGGGACGGAUGA
Bursaphelenchus xylophilus (pine wood nematode) is the source of this 207-nucleotide messenger RNA. Lineage: Eukaryota; Metazoa; Nematoda; Chromadorea; Rhabditida; Aphelenchoididae. The record is from the annotation of a GenBank genome assembly.